AUGGAUGUUUCAACAGUUUUAGCUUCCAUCAGGCAAUCAAUUGAUGAUGAAGAGUUAAUCAGUAUUACUUAUGAAUUGGAAGAUUUCAGUGAAAGGAAAUUAUACCAUCAACUUACUUUAAGUUUGGAAAAUUUCUAUAAGAUUGCAAAUGAAGAUUUAAAGGUUCAAAUCUUUAAUCAAUUCAUUUCAACAUUAACUAAGAAAUUAAACAGUUAUAAAGUUACUGAUUUCCUUUUGAAAUCAUUUGAAAACAAUCAACAAGAAUGUCUCAAUAAACUCAUCAAACUUCAAAGUGAAAUUGAAUCCAGUGAAGAUGAAAAUGCAAAGAUCUAUAUCAAUUUACAAAUUUCAAGAUUCUACAUAUUAUUGAAUGAUUUUGAAGAAGCUAAUAAGAUUUUAGAUUCUUUAGAUAAUAAAUUCACCAUGAUUAAUAAUGAAUUCAAUUCCAAGAUUAAUAAUGCUUAUUAUUCAACCAAAUGUCAAUACUUCAAAUCAAAAGAUAAUUAUAAUUCUUUCUAUACAAAUGGAUUAUUAUACUUAUCCACAUUAAAUGAAUUGAAUGAGACUCAAGAUGUGGAAGUUAAUAAAGCUAAAGAAUUAGAAUUUGCUUUUGAUUUAUCUAUUUCUGCAUUAUUGGGAGAUAAAAUCUAUAACUUUGGAGAAUUAAUUUUAAAUAAUAUCUUGGAAAAUUUAAAUAAUUCACCUUAUCAAUGGUUAUAUGAUCUUAUUAUCAAUUUGAAUAAUGGGGACAUAAAGAAUUUUGGAGAAAACUUGACCAUUUCAUUCGAUAAAUUCCCAAAAUUGAAACAAUUUCAAUCAUUCUUAAAUCAAAAAAUCAUCAUAAUGAGUUUAGUUGAAUUAAUAUCGGUGAAAUCUAUUUUAAAUAAGAAAUUAUCAUUCCAAGAAAUAAGUGAAUUUACCAGUACAGAUUUGAAUGAUGUUGAACAUUUGAUUAUUAAAUGUUUCUCAUUAAACUUAUUCAGUGGAUCAAUUGAUCAAAUUAAUAAGACUUUAACUAUUAGUUAUCUACAACCCAGAAUUCUUAACUUAAAUCAAAUCAAAACCUUGCAUAGUCAUUUGAAACAAUGGGAUGAAAAAGUUUUAAAUUUAUCUAAUGAUGUUCAUAAAAAUGGAGGUUCUUUAUGGAUUGAUACUUAA
Yamadazyma jaroonii is the source of this 1158-nucleotide messenger RNA. The record is from the annotation of a GenBank genome assembly. NCBI's taxonomy places the organism in Eukaryota, Fungi, Ascomycota, Pichiomycetes, Serinales, Debaryomycetaceae.